UACUACCCCAAAUUAACCAAAUUCGUGACAAAAUAUUGAGUCCAUCAUAAGCUUCCUUCCUAUUUUUAAAUGACAAGGGCCAAAUUAAACAAUUCUCGAAAUUAUUAGGGACUUCUUCUAAAUUAGCAUAAACAUUUUCCUACCAUUAAUAAAGAGAGAGAACAUAAAAAGAAACCACCACACUUCACUCCGACAAAACUCCACAACUAUGGCUUCCACAUCCACCGUCACGACAUUGACCAUCUUCUCCCUCCUCCUCUUCUUCAUCAACCUCACCACAUCUCAGCAAAUCUCAACCGUCGAUUCUGAAUGCACAGACCGUUGGAUCCACAUCCGCACACUCCCCUCCCGAUUCAAUCUCGAUCUCCUCUCAACUUGCAACCACUACCCACUCACCGACGACCUCUGCCCUUACUUAUCCAACCACGGCCUCGGCCCGAAAACCCACACCCGUACCCGAAGCUGGUACCGAACCGACCCGCUUCUCCUCGAACUCAUCUUCCACCGUCGGAUCCUCGAGUACCCGUGCCUCACACCCGACCCGAACCUCGCAACCGCCGUCUACCUCCCAUACUACGCCGGCAUCGACUCCCUCCGCUACCUCUACGGACCCGACGUGAACUCCAGCGCGGAUCACGGGUCGGAUCUCCUCUCCUUUCUAAAACAAGACUCCCCCGAGAUCUGGGCCCGACGCUCGGGCCAAGACCAUUUCCUCGUCAUGGCCCGGCCCGCUUGGGACUUCUCUCAACCGUUGACCGUUGACCCUCCCAUCUGGGGAACGUCUUUCCUCGAACGCCCCGAGUUUUUUAACUUAACGGCGUUAACUCUCGAAUCCCGUUUCUGGCCCUGGCAAGAACAAGCGGUUCCUUACCCGACGUCGUUUCACCCGCACAGCUUGCCGUUUUUAGAAUCCUGGAUCAGGAGAGUGCGCCGUUCUCGGAGAACUUCUCUCAUGCUAUUCGCUGGAGGAGGGGGAACGUCUUCAACUCCGAACAUCCGCCGCAGCAUCCGGAUGGAGUGUACCAGCACUAACGUAACCGUAACGGAGUCUGAGAUCAAGACGUGCGAUUUUGUAGACUGCUCUAACGGCAUCUGCGAGCACGACCCGAUCCGGUUCAUGAGACCGAUGCUGCAAGCCUCCUUCUGCUUGCAGCCGCCGGGAGAUACUCCGACGCGUAAGGCGACGUUCGACGGGAUCAUCGCGGGAUGCAUCCCGGUUUUCUUCGAGGACCAGACGGCGAAGAUGCAGUACACGUGGCAUUUGCCGGAGGAGGAUUUUAGGGAGUUUUCGGUGACGAUUGCGAAGGAGGAUGUUGUGUUCAGGGGGGUGAGGAUCGCUGACGUGUUGAUGAGUAUACCGAGAGAGGAAGUGGCGAGGAUGAGGGAGAAGGUGAUUGAGAUGAUGCCUAGGGUUAUGUAUAGGAGACAUGGUGCUUCCAUUGGGUUGAUGAGUAAGAAAGAUGCUGUUGAUAUUGCUAUUGAUGGUGUUUUGGACAAGAUUAAUUCUAGGGUUUGAGUUUUACUUUUACGACACACUUUAAAACAGGUUUUACUUAUUGUUGUUGUUUGUUUUGGUAUCUAUUGUAACUAUAGUUAUUCAUGCUGAGAAGAGUUUGCAUUAAUAAAAACUAUAUAGUAUUUUUGUAAGUUUGAUUCGGGAUGUGUUUUUGGUUGGUAAUAUAUAGUAUGAGAGACUCUGUUUUUUGGGGAUAAUUUGGAGUGUGAUGAAGGAAGCUAUAAGUUUUUGUCGAGACUACAUUGGUAUAUAUAUGAAUUAAAUCCUCAGUUUAAAAGCCA
This is a messenger RNA of Eruca vesicaria subsp. sativa (arugula), 1797 nucleotides long. The record is from the annotation of a GenBank genome assembly. NCBI's taxonomy places the organism in Eukaryota, Viridiplantae, Streptophyta, Magnoliopsida, Brassicales, Brassicaceae.